This is a messenger RNA of Fusarium subglutinans, 468 nucleotides long. RefSeq lists its product as uncharacterized. The coding region runs from base 1 to 468 and encodes 155 amino acids. NCBI's taxonomy places the organism in Eukaryota, Fungi, Ascomycota, Sordariomycetes, Hypocreales, Nectriaceae. The record is from RefSeq and is a predicted model, not a curated record. The transcript has a single exon. Gene Ontology annotation, molecular function: protein binding.
AUGGAUCUUUUCAAUCGGAAAGCCGAUAUAUGGAGGCUGCAGGAGGAAUUAGAACAAUCAGGGCUUUUACCUUCACAGCGAAGAGACUCUCAAGGCGACUACAUGGUCUCUGACUGCGUGCCAGACUCGGAUGGACCACCGCAGUCCUGGCUAGACAUCUUUGAAGAACUACCAGCAUCGACAAAGGACAGGAUUGAGCUGCCGAAUAUCAAUUUCUCGGAAUGGCAGCUUACAGAGUCGGAGAGCUGUCUCAUGCCCGAGAAACUCAAGAGUGAAGCGAAGAGCAGGACUCCGCUUCAUGAAGCAGCCUUGCACGGUCAAUUGGCAGCAGCCAAGUUUUUGUUGUCAUACUCUAGAAUUGACGCAGAAGUCGGUGAUGUUGAUGGCAAGACGGCAGCGGAAAUAGCACCGGAUCGCGGAUACCACGAUAUCCAUAACCUUUUCAUCACUCACAUGAGAGGGCGAUGA